ACAUCUCUGCCCGACACUCCAGCAAACAUCCAGCAGGCAUUUCCAAUCCUCUCAGGGACGCCAUGCUUCCAGCAUAAUGUCGGCUGAAGUUGCGAUUCAGAAGUUCUCCUUCCCCUUCUCCUGUGCUGCGCGUCUUUCUCUGCAAGAUGAGGUGACCCAGAAGGGAUGUGUGCAGGUGAAGGCCCUGCAGCUUCAUGACCUCCAGGAGAAUCCGGCGUUAAGCAAACCAAGCUCUGAUCCAGUUAUAGUAACUCCAGUGCAUAAGAAACAUCAGGAGCCUGGAGGACACGUGGCCGCUGCCCGGGUCCUGGUCUGUGCCGAAGCUUCCCAGAAUGCUGUGCUCUCCGGGCGAAGCGUCUUUGAGAAACUGAUUGUGGAGAAUGAGGAUCAACGUCCUGCGGCCAAGAGACAGCUGUCGUGUGAGAGCGCGGCCAAGACCAUCAGUGUGGUGAAGAAGAGCGCGGUGAGGAAGGAGGCCGAGGAGCAGAGACACCUGAAGCCGAAAACACACCUGGGACAGAAGGUGACGCCGCACGUGGCAGCAACAGGGAGGAGGAAGCGUCGCAAAGACCUGUUCGUCAACUCUGAGGUUUUCCACAGAGUUGAUGCUCAUGUUAUCAGAGCAGGAGCUGAGCUGAAGGAAAAGUGUGUACAUGAUGUGAAGACAAUCGUACAGAGCAUCACACAGGGAGUCAGGACGGAGCUGGAGAGGCUUCGUGCCAUCUGGGUCUGGCUGUGCCACAACAUCGAGUACGACGUGAACGGGUACCUCGGCCGCUCAGAGAAGUUGAGUUCCCCAGAGGAGGUGAUCGCGGCCGGUCGGGGCGUCUGCUGCGGCUACUCCAGCCUCUGUACAGAGAUGUGCAGAGAGGUGGGUAUCGAGUGCCAAGAGGUGCCCGGCCACAGUAAGGGCAUCGGGUACCGUCAGGGCCAGAGCCUCAACAAUGUGAAAUCGGAUCACCUGUGGAACGCCGUGCUUCUCGGGGGACAGUGGUUCCUGUUGGACGCCUGUUGGGGAGCGGGACGAGUGGAUAUGGAACACGAGAGCUUCGUCAAAAGGUUCGAUGAGUUCUAUUUCCUCACGGACCCAGAGGAGUUCAUCGAGUCGCACUUCCCCGAUGAGGAGAAAUGGCAGCUCCUGGAGACGCCCAUACCCCUGGAGGAGUUUGAGAGGAGGGUCUUCAAGACCUCGGCCUUCUUCACCAUGGGGCUCAGACUGAUUCAGCCUCAUCACUUCCACAUGGUCACAGACGGAGGUGAGGCGAACGUGUCCCUCGGCUUCUCCAGACCUGCUACCUUCACCUAUGAGAUCACUCAGCACCAGGACCUCCUCCACUGUGGAGCGUCAGAGCAGAAAGACUCCGGCAACUCGUCCUUCGGCCUCCUGACCGUCUCCCAUCGAAACAUGAAGCUGCAGCUCCUGCCUCCUGCCAGCGGCACAUACGACGUGAAGGUGUUUGCCAGACCCGAAGCAGCCGUCACACCUCUGACGUGGGUCUGCUCCUUCACAGUCGAGUGUCAGACCCCCCGGGCCAGGGAGGAGAUCCCAGAGAAUCCCUUCUUGUCCUGGGGCCUGCAGCCUGUCGCCGGGUCUCUGGGCAUCACAGGCAGCAGCCAGGGCAGCGAGGUGGCUGAGGUGGAAGACGGCGUCUUUGAGCUGGUGUUGAAGACAUCCAGGCCUCUGAUGGUGCUGUGUGAACUGGUUCAUCCAGAGCUGGAAGCUGCUGUAGCCAAGCGCUGCCUGGCUACUCAGAUUCAGCCGGAUGCUCUGACCUGCCACGUCCUGUGUUCGUUACGUGGCUUCUACCGCCUGUCGGUGUUUGUGCGGGACUACGAGAAAACAGAGGUCAAGUUCCAGAACGCCGCAAACAUCCUGUUACACUGCAAAGGGAAGGUGGUCGGACUGGAUGAGCUCUUCCCUCCGAACUUGGGCUCUGUGUGCGGUCCCGGGACCCGCACGUCGGAGGCGGGGCUGUCCAAAUUCAGCCAUACGGCGGCGUUGGUGAGCACACAGCAGGGCAAGUGUAACAUCACCUUCCACAACCAGCGGGACCUCGAGCUUCACACGGUGCUCAGCAGAGAAGAGACGAAAACAGCAGCUAUUCCACUUUCACGCCACCUUUUCUGCACGUACACAGACAGCAAGGUGACGGUGAGCGUCAGCCUCCCUGACGCCGGGGUGUAUCGGCUGGGCCUGUACGCCAGGACCGCCCCUGGUGGAGAUUUCAACCCCAUGUGUGACUUUGUUCUGAGGAACAGCUGCGAUCAGCCGGGGCCUCCGUUCCCCUGCGUCUACUCAGCCUGGAGGAAAGGCUGCGUGCUCUUUGAGCCCCGCGUGGGCCUGCUGGAGCCCCUCUCCUGGGUCCGCUUCAGGGUGAGGGUCCCCGGGGCCCAGAAGGUGAGCGUGGUGGGAGAGACGCGAACUGAUCUCAAACUGAACAAGAGCAGAGUCUGGGAGGGUGAGGUUUCCAGUGGAAACGGUCUCCAGCAACUGAAACUGGCGGCGUCCUCGGGGGAGUCCAGCGACAUGGCUGUUCUAAUGUCCUUCGACAUCAAGCAGUUGGAGAGAGAAGCGUGAAAUAAAAAGGCCGGAGGAAACCAGAUGGACACUUUCUGAAUAUAGCUGUUCACUGCCUUGUGAAGAUUCUGAUACGGACUAAUACAAAUCACUGUGAGACACAAUCUUUCAGGUUUUUACUGCCACUCAUACGUAGGUGUGUGGAUUUUAACUCUGAGUCUUUGAACGUGUGUAAUUUUGUAGAAACCUAACUUCUCUGUUUCCGGGGAUCUUCAGAGAGCUGUGAUCUGACCCAGGUAUUGUUACGAUUGACAGAGGUUCUCAGCCGUGGUGCUAAAUGUCAAACACAUCAGGAGUGUACUUGUGGGUAAUUAUGUUUUAAGUAAAUAUGUUUUAUGAAAUGAUGUUUGUCAGCAUGCUAAUAAAAAAUACUAUAAAAGUAUUG
Paralichthys olivaceus (Japanese flounder) is the source of this 2963-nucleotide messenger RNA. It is a transcript of the gene ky, whose product is annotated as kyphoscoliosis peptidase. Gene Ontology annotation, cellular component: cytoplasm. The record is from RefSeq and is a predicted model, not a curated record. NCBI's taxonomy places the organism in Eukaryota, Metazoa, Chordata, Actinopteri, Pleuronectiformes, Paralichthyidae.